AUGGCUUCGGACAAUCGAUCUCCAUUAUCGAUGGCUUCUCGUUCUUCUCCGGCGGGUCUGUUAGGGAAGAAGAGGCGGUCAAGUCAGAAUGUAAAUAAUUUGGCGACGGUUUCAAGCAGUUUAUUGCCGGCGUUUGGCACGGUCGUCGGCGACGGAACUCCCAAACUUAAAAGAUUUAUUAUAGCCCCAUAUGAUAGAAGAUAUCGGUUGUGGCAAGCGUUUUUGGUGGUGUUAGUUGGUUACUCGGCCUGGUCCUCGCCGUUUGAGUUUGCAUUUAGAAAGGCAACCGCGAUGUCAUCGUUGAUGCCCGGUGACUUGGUGGUUGAUGGUUUCUUUGCUAUUGACAUUAUCCUCACUUUCUUUGUUGCUUACCUCGACAAAUCCACCUAUCUCCUUGUCGACAAUCAUCGCAGUAUUGCCAUUAGGUACUUGACACACCCAUGGUUUACUAUGGAUGUGGCUUCGACUCUUCCAUUUCAAAUCAUAUAUUCUAUCAUAACCGGAAAAAUGCACCAGGGUACUGUUUUUGGUUUCCUCAAUUUACUCCGGUUAUGGAGGUUGCGUCGUGUUAGUGAACUCUUCUCAAGAUUAGAGAAAGAUACGCGAUUCAGCUACUUUUGGACGAGAUAUUGCAAAUUGAUAUGCGUGACACUCUUUGCAGUUCACUCAGCAGGCUGCUUCUACUUCUGGUUAGCCACGCAUCACAAAGAUGUAGAUAACACUUGGAUUGGAGUGCAAAUUCCCAACUUCGAACACCGAAGCAUUUGGUUAGGAUACACCUACGCCAUUUACUGGUCGAUCGUGACUUUAACGACAGUUGGUUAUGGGGACCUGCAUGCAGUAAACACAAUGGAGAAGAUAUUCACCAUUUUCUACAUGUUAUUCAACAUUGGCUUAACAGCUUAUUUGAUUGGUAAUAUGACCAAUCUCAUUGUCCAUAGUGCAGUGAAAACUUUCCUCAUGAGGGAUUCAAUUAAUGAGCUUUUGAGGUAUGCAAGCAAGAACCAUCUUCCAGACGUUUUGAAACAGCAGAUUUUGGCUCAUAUGCAACUGAAAUUUAAGACAACCGAGCUCCAACAAGAACAAGUGCUUGAAGAAUUACCAAAGGCUAUUAGAUCAAGUAUUUCUCAACAUUUAUUUCAGACAACUGUGGAAAAUUCUUACCUGUUCAAAGGAGUCUCUGAAGAUCUUAUCAUACAAAUGGUAUCAGAGAUAAAAGCUGAAUACUUCCCACCUAAGGUUGAUAUCAUUUUACAAAACGAGAUACCUACAGAUUUCUAUAUCAUAGUAUCAGGAGCAGUGGAUGUGCUGACACAAAAGAAUGGAAUGGAUCAGUUCAUUUCAAAGCUAGGAGCUGCAGAUAUGGCGGGAGAAAUAGGAGUUAUGUUCAAUAUCCCUCAGCCUUUUACUGUGAGAACUAAGAGGCUUUCUCAGGUGAUUCGUUUUAGCCAUCACCAUUUCAGGGAUAUCCUACAGAACAACAGUGAUAAAAAGAUAGCUGUCUCGAACUUUAAACAGUAUUUGAGAGCCAUGCCCCAAGAUAUGAAAGACGAAAUACCAUUAAUAAAAAUGGUUAUAGGUGAUACCAAUGAAGAGACCACUUCACCAGUUGAAGAUCAUCAUGUAGGACCAGAUGCCAACCCUCAAGGAUCAAACUCACAUCUCCUAAGGGUUGUAAUACACGGUCAUCAUCCAAAUGACAAGAAAACUGAAGGAAUAAUAAAGAGAGGAAAACUAAUUUAUCUUCCAGGUUCAAUUGAUGAACUCCUUAAUAUAGCAGAAAAGAAGUUCGGAAAAAGAGGAUCAAGAAUCCUCAUGGCAGAUGGUUCACAAGUGGAAGACUUGAGAGUUGUAAGGGAGGAUGACAAUUUGUUUAUCCUCUAAGACUGUUAACUGUAAUAUAUAAAGAACUACUAUAACAAAGAUCAUGAAGAAGAGAAAGAAGAUACCAAGAAAGCUAGUUGAUACGCUCAAAAGCUGUGAAUCCGUCAUAUAGCUUCCUUCUUUCACAAACAAUAAACUGUUGGUGUGUAUACUUGACUUCUCAAUUGAAGAUUAGAAUCACACUUGACCAGACAUACACUAACUCUAAUAGAUUAGCUAUAAAUUUUUUGAAGGUGAUCACUCAUCAAGGGAUAUUUCCAUGAUGUUUGAGA
Impatiens glandulifera is the source of this 2156-nucleotide messenger RNA. Its product is annotated as potassium channel KAT3. Gene Ontology annotation, biological process: potassium ion transport; transmembrane transport. NCBI's taxonomy places the organism in Eukaryota, Viridiplantae, Streptophyta, Magnoliopsida, Ericales, Balsaminaceae. The record is from RefSeq and is a predicted model, not a curated record. Gene Ontology annotation, molecular function: voltage-gated potassium channel activity. The transcript has 13 exons. Gene Ontology annotation, cellular component: membrane. The coding region runs from base 1 to 1884 and encodes 627 amino acids.